This is a messenger RNA of Ziziphus jujuba (common jujube), 1398 nucleotides long. Its product is annotated as glutaminyl-peptide cyclotransferase. The record is from RefSeq and is a predicted model, not a curated record. Gene Ontology annotation, molecular function: glutaminyl-peptide cyclotransferase activity. Lineage: Eukaryota; Viridiplantae; Streptophyta; Magnoliopsida; Rosales; Rhamnaceae. The transcript has 12 exons. Bases 162 to 1145 code for a protein of 327 amino acids.
GUACUCCGACGUGGCAGAUAUGCAUUGGUUGAAAAAAAAAAAAAAGAACUAAUUUAAUUCGGCUGCUCCAGGAACAAAGUCACUGUUCUCUCUCGGCCGAAGUUGGAAGUCCAAGUCAACGGACCAAACUCCCGGCGUAUUUUAGCGCCAUUGUACCACCUAUGGCCUCGAAAGCUCUGAGAAAGAGGCUUAAUAAGCGAUCGGACUCCAAGCCUUCCCCAUCGAACUCUUCCACCAUGCCAGCUUCUUGGCCUCCGCAUCUCAAUAAUUACAGAAAAACCUCUGUCAUCUUUUCGGUUCUUCUAAUUCUCUCCGUUUUCGGUCUUCUCGGCGUUUCCUCAAACAUGUGGAGGAACUUGAAACACGACGCCGUAUCUACCCCUGUUUACUCGAUCGAGGUGGUCAAUGAGUUUCCUCACGAUCCCCAAGCCUUCACUCAGGGGCUUCUUUAUGCUGGAAAUGACAUCCUAUUUGAGUCAACUGGGCUUAAUCGGCGGUCAUCUGUGCGACAGGUAGCUCUUCGAACUGGGAAGGUCGAGGUUCUUCAUGAGAUGGAUGAUUCUGAUUUUGGUGAGGGUUUAACUCUAAUUGAUGAAAGGCUUUUCCAAGUAAUUUGGUUGAAGAAAACUGGUUACAUAUAUGACAGAAAUAAUUUAAACAAACUUGUGAAGUUUACUCAUCAGAUGACAGAUGGUUGGGGACUGGCAACAGAUGGGAAAGUGUUGUUUGGAAGUGAUGGGACGUCAACUUUGUACAAGAUCAACCCUCAAACAUUUAAAGUCAUUAAUAAAGGAAUAGUUAAAUUCAAUGGCCAUGAAGUGCAUAACCUAAAUGAGCUGGAGUUUAUAAAUGGAGAAAUUUGGGCUAACGUUUGGCAGACAGACUGCAUUGCUAGAAUCUCGCCAGAAGGUGGCAGUGUGCUUGGAUGGAUUCUCCUUCCAAACUUAAGAAAGGAACUGAUAGCUGCUGGGAAUAGUGGGAUCGAUGUUUUAAAUGGCAUUGCUUGGGACAGCAACAACAGCCGCAUUUUCGUGACAGGAAAGUUAUGGCCAAAGCUUUAUCAGAUCAAGCUGCAUCCAAUUAAAAAGAAUUUGAAUGCUGGAGAUAUUGAAGAGUUGUGCUUGCGAGCGGCAAUCCAUUUCUGAAGCCAUGAGCUGCUGCUUCACUGAAGUUCUUCUACUGCAAGGCUGUUCAGGAAUAUUAUCCAAUUGGAUUUGAUUCUAUUGAAAGGUAUAUUUUCUCCUGCAAAGCUUUCCGACACACAGGAAUAUAGAUCCCAGAAAUGCACUCAUUGUUGUAAACUAAACCCACAGAAGCAACUACCCCUUAACCGGUGUAUAAAUCAAUAUGUAACUAAUGGAGUUUUGAAUGGCCAUAACAGAGCUCAGUUUCUUUUCA